AUGUCGCAUCAAGAAAACACCAACAACGUUCCUGACGAACACCGUGUGCAUAGGACCGGCUCCUGGCUUCCGGCAGACCACCGCGUCCACAAGAAAUGGUUGGCGGGCAUUAUCGAGCGCGUGGAAAACAACCCUCAAGAGCUGCAUCCCGUCUUGCGAGAGUUCAAAGACAUGAUCGAAAACAACACACGCAUCUACUUGUUGAUCAACUCCAUGUUUGAAGAAAUACCUACGAAGAAGCCGUAUAAGAACGAUCCCGUGGGCCACAAGCAGGUCCGCGAUUACCAUCAUAUGCUGGAGCUGUUCAAUCAUAUUCUUGCAACGGCGCCUGAAUGGAGUGAUCACGAGUACUCUGUUGGGAUGGUAGGAACGCCGCUCAAUGCUAUCUUGGACUGGCCGAUGGGCACGCCAUCUGGCUUUGCGUUUUUCCUGGAUCCAGAAGUCAACAAGAUGCUCAAAAAGGUUCUCAAUGCAUGGGCAGAGUUUCUCGCGUCGCCGGCGUCAGCAUACGUGCUUAGUGACAAUAAGAUCGGCUGGCUCAGCGAUCACGGCACUCACGAUCUCGCAUUGACAGCCAACGUUGGUCAAACGUCUUACGCUUUCGAAGAGUUCUUCCGCUGCGAUCCGUCUAAGAAGCACCAUGGGUACAAGUCCUGGGAUGACUUCUUCACGCGCCAUUUCCACGAAGACAAGCGGCCCGUCGCCAGUCCUGACGACGACAGCGUCAUUGCCAAUGCUUGUGAGUCGAAGCCCUAUAAGGUAGGGCGUAACAUCUCCAAGCGCGACCGCUUCUGGAUGAAGGGCCAACCUUAUUCGCUCAUGGACAUGCUUGCGAUGGACCCACUGCACGAGCAGUUCAUUGGCGGCACUAUCUACCAAGCCUUCCUUUCUGCGCUAAGCUACCACCGCUGGCACGCGCCUGUCAGCGGUAAGGUCGUCAAGUCGUACCUCGUUGAAGGCACUUACUUCUCCGAACCACUCUUCGAAGGUCUUGGUGACCCCUCCGCUGGGGGCAAUAUCGACGAGGGCGGCGAGAAGACAGGUCAGGGUUACCUUACCGCAACAGCUACGCGGGCUAUCAUCUUCUUUGAAGCUGAUAACAAGGAUCUCGGCUUGGUGUGCUUCAUGGGCAUUGGAAUGACUGAGGUUUCGACGUGCGAGACUACUGUCAAGGAAGGCCAACACGUAAAGAAGGGCGAUGAGAUUGGCAUGUUUCACUAUGGUGGAAGUACACACUGUGUUAUCUUCAUGAAGGGUGUGGAGCUGGAAGGAUUUCCGGAUCCACAGAACGCUGAGCACAACGUGCCUGUGAGAGCAAAACUCGCGACUUUGAAGAAGACUACAUAA
Messenger RNA from Alternaria novae-zelandiae, 1347 nucleotides. RefSeq lists its product as uncharacterized. Gene Ontology annotation, cellular component: mitochondrion. The transcript is spliced from 2 exons. The record is from RefSeq and is a predicted model, not a curated record. NCBI's taxonomy places the organism in Eukaryota, Fungi, Ascomycota, Dothideomycetes, Pleosporales, Pleosporaceae. Gene Ontology annotation, molecular function: phosphatidylserine decarboxylase activity. Gene Ontology annotation, biological process: phosphatidylethanolamine biosynthetic process. The coding region runs from base 1 to 1347 and encodes 448 amino acids.